AUGGCUUUCAGCAGUCUUGGAAUCCUUAUCACUGCCAGCAUAAUAAUCAUAUUUGUUCUAUAUUCAAAUACUCCUAUUAUUCGUGCAACUGGACGCGAAUUAACGCAUCUCUUAUUAGCUGGUUGUCUACUUUGCUAUGCUGUCUCCUUUUUUAUGAUGAUCACACCAAACAAAUUCACCUGUGCUCUGCAACGUAUUUGUAUUGGUCUUGGAUUUGCCGUUAUGUACGCACCAUUAGUGACCAAGACAAAUCGUAUAUAUCGCAUUUUUGAGGCUGCAAGCCGGACAACAAAACGACCAGCUUAUGUAUCACCAAGAUCUCAGAUAAUCAUUACAGCGGUUCUGAUUGGUAUUCAGUUGGCCCUUUCAGCCAUCUGGAUAGGUUUUGACCCUCCCUCUACCAGAUACUUUAUGACAAAUCCAGGACAAUUAGAAUUGCGCUGUGAGACAAAAAACACGAACUUUCUCAUUUCUCUUGCCUACAACAUCCUGCUUAUCAUAGUCUGCACGGCGUAUGCUAUAAAAACACGCCACAUUCCAGAGAACUUUAAUGAAUCUAAGUUCAUCGGUUUCACAAUGUAUACGACAUGCAUCAUUUGGCUGGCUUUUAUACCGAUUUACUUUACCACCAUGGAGAGGAUUGAGGUGAGCUAUGUUACAAAACAACUAAUGAAUAUACAUUUUUAA
Molecule: messenger RNA, 687 nt
Organism: Protopolystoma xenopodis
Lineage: Eukaryota; Metazoa; Platyhelminthes; Monogenea; Polystomatidea; Polystomatidae
Source: the annotation of a GenBank genome assembly